GGGAACGUAUCCCUACUCCGCGAGGUCUACCCCCUUCCCAGAUACUUCUCGUUGCUGCACAAAUGGGCAUUUGAAAGUGCUGCUGUCAAACACUUACAAGCAUGGAGACUUCAUCAAUGCUCUCCUCGCUGAAUGAUGAGUGUAAAUCAGACAAUUACAUUGAACCUCACUACAAGGAAUGGUACCGGGUAGCCAUUGAUACACUGAUUGAACAUGGGUUAGAAGCAUACCAUGAAUUUCUUGUCAAGGAACGAGUAUCGGAUUUUCUGGCUGAGGAAGAAAUUAAUUAUAUUUUGAAAAAUGUCCAGAAAAUUGCACAAAGUACAGUACAUGGCACUGAUAAUUCCUGUGAUGAUACCUCAUCCUCAGGGACUUACUGGCCCAUUGAGUCUGACGUGGAAGCUCCAGAUCUUGACUUAGGCUGGCCAUAUGUGAUGCCCGGACUGUUAGGGGGUACCCACAUAGACCUCCUCUUCCAUCCACCAAGAGCACAACUACUUACAAUUAAGGAAACUAUUCGGAAGAUGAUAAAAGAAGCCAGAAAGGUCAUUGCCUUAGUGAUGGAUAUGUUUACAGAUGUGGACAUUUUCAAAGAAAUAGUGGAGGCAUCAACUCGAGGGGUGUCCGUAUACAUUCUGCUCGAUGAAUCCAAAUUUAAUCAUUUCCUAAGUAUGACUGAAAAACAGGGUUGUCAAGUUCAACGUCUCAGGAAUAUUCGAGUGCGGACAGUAAAAGGCCAAGAAUAUCUUUCAAAAACAGGAGCCAAAUUUUAUGGGAAAUUGGAACAGAAAUUUUUGUUAAUUGACUGCCAGAAAGUUAUGUAUGGUUCUUACAGCUAUAUGUGGUCAUUUGAAAAAGCUCACCUCAGCAUGGUUCAGAUAAUCACAGGACAUCUUGUUGAGUCCUUUGAUGAAGAAUUUAGAACUCUCUAUGCCAGAUCAUGUGUCCCCAGUUCAUUCGCUCAGGAAGAAUCAGCCCGGGUGAAGCAUAGCAAGGCUCUGUGGGAGAAUGGCACUUACCAGCGUUCAGUCUCUUCAUUAGCUUCUGUUUCUAGCCAAAGAAACAUUCUUGGUAGACAAGACAACGCUCAUAAACUAGAUUCUAGUUACUUCAAAAGAGGGAUAUAUACCCGGAAUGACCAUGACAAAUAUAGCAUAAGAAAUCAUGGAUAUAAACCUCAUUUUGUUCCAAAUUUUAAUGGUCCAAAUGCAAUCCGUCAGUGUCAGCCCAGUCAGAAUGAAAAUUGGAAGAGGCAUAGUUAUGCUGGGGAACAGCCAGAAACAGCAUCAUACCUGUUGCUGAAUAGGACUGUGAAUCGAACCAUCAGUCCUCCUGGUAAUUGGAAAAAGUCUUCAGAUAGUUUGGCAUCUUCAUCACGCGGAGGCUAUGCAAGCCACCAGAACGCACCUCCCCAAAGUUUUGGCAAUUGGCUUGCCCAGAGGAAGACAACACAUUUUGCAGAAAGGAAUUCAAAUGUGCGGAGGUCUUUUAAUGGGACAGAUAAUCAUGUUCGCUUUCUGCAACAACGAAUGCCAACCCUUGAGAAUACCACGAAGUCAUUCUUGCGUAACUGGAGAAUUGAAUCCUACUUGAAUGAUCAUUCAGAAGCUUCACCUGAUUCUAAUGGAUCGGCUCUAGGUGACCGGCUUGAGAGCUAUGAUAGUUCUGAAAAUUUGAAAGCCAAUGCCCUUUAUACCCAUUCACGGCUUCGCCCCUCUCUUGUGUUUAAACCAACCUUACCUGAGCAGCAGGAAGUUAAUAGUUGUGCAACUGGCUCCUCAAAUUCAACUAUCAUUGGUUCCCAGGGAAGUGACACACCUAAAGAGAUCCCAGACACCCCUACGAGUGUAGAGCAUUCGACAGACAAACCCUUGCCAGAAUCAAGCUCCAAGCCACCAUCAGAGUCAGAGAUGCCAAAAAUGCACACCUCGCAGGUUCCCGAAAACCACUCUGCAGUCUUAAGCCAAGCUACGAGUGGCCAGAGGACAGAGUCAAACAACUAUCUAUAUACAAAUCUGUGUGUAAAUAAGCAGACAGAAAAUCUAAAGAAUCAACCAAAUGAGAAUAUGCUUAAAAGACGAAGUUUCCCAUUCUUUGACUACUCAAAAGCCAAUUUAGAUCAUGGAAACAGUAAGCACUAUGUAUAUAGCACACUUACCAGGAAUCGAAUUAGACAACCAGAAAAACCCAAAGAGGAUUUGCUGAAAAGUUCUAAAAGCAUGCACAAUGUGACCAAUAGCAUAGAAGAGCAGGAGGAGGUGGUCAAGAGAGACCCUUCGAGCGGCACAGCUACCAAGUCAAUUUCCAUUGCUGCUUUGCUCGAUGUGAAUAAAGAGGAACCUAACAAAGAACUCACUUCAAAGAAAGAAGUUAAGGGUUCCCCCAGCUUUUUGAAAAAGGGAUCUCAGAAGUUAAGGUCCUUACUUAGCCUUACCCCAGAAAAGAAAGAAACUCUAUCCAAAAGUAAAACAUCCCCCUUUUACAGAAUGUGUAGUAGUUCUGACACUUUAGCUUCUGAGGCUGAAGAUCAAAACCCAAGAAAAUCAGAACCGAAAGUUGAUUCAUCGCCUAGAAGAAAGCGUACUUCCUCAACAAACUCUCAAGGCAGCAUCCACAAGAGUAAGGAAGAUAUAACAGUCAGCUCAUCUCAGGGGAUAAGUUCUGCAUCCAAUGAAAGUAAUGAAAUGAUACCUUCACCAGGUCCAGUUGAAAAGAAGUUCUUGGAAAGGGCAGGGGACGCGUCUGCCCCGAGAUUUAACACGGAACAGAUACAAUACCGAGAUUCGAAGGAGAUUAAUGCUGUUGGUUCUCUAAGAAAACCAGCUUCUUCAAGGCCAAAGCCCAGUGAGCUUGUAAGGACUCAGUCAACUGACCGGCGCAUUUAUAGUCGUUUUGAGCCGUUUUGUAAGAUUGAGAAUUCUAUUCAGCCAACCAGCACCAUGCCAAAUGCCAGUAUACACCGCCCAGAAAUAAAAUCCACAACGGUGGGCAAUAGUUACGGCAGGUCCAGCCCAAUGCUGAAUUACAACACUAACGUUUACCACACGUAUCAGCCAAAUGAAAACAAGUUUCGAGGAUUUAUGCAGAAGUUUGGAAACUUCAUACACAAAAAUAAAUGA
Molecule: messenger RNA, 3119 nt
Organism: Pteronotus mesoamericanus
Lineage: Eukaryota; Metazoa; Chordata; Mammalia; Chiroptera; Mormoopidae
Gene: SACK1B
Product: family with sequence similarity 83 member B
Exons: 5
Coding region: 102-3119 (1005 amino acids)
Biological process (GO): signal transduction
Cellular component (GO): cytoplasm; membrane
Molecular function (GO): protein kinase binding
Source: RefSeq, a predicted model, not a curated record